This is a messenger RNA of Heterocephalus glaber (naked mole-rat), 2198 nucleotides long. It is a transcript of the gene Nsg1, whose product is annotated as neuronal vesicle trafficking associated 1. Gene Ontology annotation, biological process: clathrin coat assembly; endosomal transport. The record is from RefSeq and is a predicted model, not a curated record. Gene Ontology annotation, cellular component: endosome; membrane. Gene Ontology annotation, molecular function: clathrin light chain binding. NCBI's taxonomy places the organism in Eukaryota, Metazoa, Chordata, Mammalia, Rodentia, Bathyergidae.
CCCCGCCCGCCCGGCCCAUGCGCGCCGCCUCCGCCAUUGCUGCGCGCGGGAGCGGCCGACGCGGAGGCUCGGAGCGCGCUCGGAGCCCAGACCUGCGGAGCGCGCGUGGGGCGGCAGCCUCGAGUCCACCGGAACCAUGGUGAAGUUGGGGAACAAUUUCGCGGAGAAGGGCACCAAGCAGCCGCUGCUGGAGGAUGGCUUCGACACCAUUCCCCUGAUGACGCCCCUCGAUGUCAAUCAGCUGCAGUUCCCGCCCCCGGAUAAGGUGGUCGUGAAGACGAAGACUGAAUAUGAACCCGAUCGCAAGAAAGGCAAAGCGCGUCCCCCCAAGAUAGCCGAGUUCACCAUCAGCGUCACGGAGGGUGUCACUGAGAGGUUCAAGGUCUCGGUGCUGGUCCUCUUUGCCCUGGCCUUCCUCACCUGUGUGGUCUUCCUGGUCGUCUACAAGGUGUACAAGUACGAUCGUGCCUGCCCGGAUGGGUUCGUCCUCAAGAACACCCAGUGCAUCCCUGAAGGCUUGGAGAGCUACUACGCAGAGCGAGACUCCAGCGCCCGGGAGAAAUUUUACACAGUCGUAAACCACUACAACCUGGCCAAGCAGAGCAUCACCCGCUCCGUAUCGCCCUGGAUGUCGGUUCUGUCGGAAGAGAAGCUGUCAGAGCAGGAGACAGAAGCGGCCGAGAAGUCAGCUUAGUGAGAUGGGCAAGCUCCUUACAAUGUGUCACUUGAAGGUAACAAAGGGACUUUGAGGGACAUUUCAUUAAAUAUAAUUACUGGUAAUUUAGAGGUUACUUAUUUAUGGUGCAAUUGCUUCUGUUUGCUAAUGCUGCUUUGCAAAUAAAACUUGCUGCCAACCACCGAUGGGCAUAAAACCAAGUGCGUAUCAGCAAUGCUUAAAGAGCUCUGACGCCACCUUCAUGUUAAGGGUUCUUAAUUUAGCUCCUUCGCCAGGUUUAUUGGAUGCUGUCAAAAAAUAAAUGUACACUGGAUAGGUCAGGAGUUUGGACUUCAGAUAAAUACUGCAUUUGGUGGGGUUGAGUUUUUUUAAAGCCACCUUGCUCUCGCACACCUUACUCCACAGCCAUAUCUGCAGUGAUUUCUCACUUUGCUAAGGGCAAGCCCCACUCCUGAUUCUCUCGCCUCCCAUAGCUGCACAGUGCUGACUGCUGAGACGCGCUGCAGUGACAGGUGCAGAGAAGGGAGGAGAGGGGCCGUCCUGACCCCUCAGUGGGGAGCCCUGCGCCAGCGAUGCUCCGUGUGGUCUUAGCACAGCCGCCCCCAGACCACCUCUGGGUCCCCUGUCCCCAGCAUCUUGAUAAAGAGGGGUGGGUGGAGAUGGCAGGGUUCUCUGCAGAGCUUGAGGAGGGGUGGGUAGGGGCAGGCCCGGGCCAAACACUGAACAGGAAGGAACACCGCUGGCCCUUUUGUUAACUCCGAGUAUGAAUACAUUUGCACACGCAGCCCUGCAUGCAGGUUUAAAAAAGAAAUCAGCUGGGUGGGAAAAGUGACAGUGAAAUUGCUGGCAAGCCAGGGGUCCUGUGAGCUUGAUUCUGUGAGAAGAUGGAAUUCCUCUGAUGUGGAAACGGGCGGGGAAGGGUGGAGAGCUUGGGGGAGGGUGCCCUGCAGGUAGGACCCCUCAACCUACAGCCUCUGCAAUUAUGUUUCAGUCUGAAUCUUGACAUUGAAUGCUUACAAAAUCCCCAGUUAGAUAAAAUAAGUGUGUAAGACAAUUAGAUAGAAAAAUGACAUUCAUUGUUACUUCAUGCUAUUUGAACGUGUUGUUUCUGGUGGACAUGUCUAAAGUUUCACUGUCUUUUAGAAGAUCGGAAAUAAAUGACACAUAGUGCAGAUGUGUUGCGAACUAGCAUGGUGAUCACGGUCGCUCCAGUAGCUUCCUGGAAUGUGCUUCUGGGGAGAAACACAUUUUACCAUCCAGGGUGUUUGCAAACAGUGGCCUCAGCAUGGUGGGUGUGUGUCAGAGGCAUGUGCUGUGGAGGACGUUGUCAAGCUGUGGGGGAUGCAUAGAGAGCAAUCAACAUGUGCCAAGGCGAGUCUGCAUUAUGUACUCACACACGAGGCCCACGGAAUCAGCACACCGCAACCCCAUGUGUAUUUCUGUACAUUUAUUGGCUGUACAUUGACUGCAAUAACUUCUGAUGUUUCACUCUGUGCAAAUAAAGAGCUGAGGGUACCCGUGC